AUGCCAUCAAACGCAACGAUGUCCUGCAACCUGCAUCGUGAUAAGAAGGUUAAACUUGAGGGAGGCGUUGGCUACUAUGAAAUUGUUUACGAUGUUCCGAGCGGAAUCCAAGGGCCGAUGCACCUUCGACCCGGUUUGCCCUACCGCGGAACUACUCGCUAUGCCUACUUACCGAACACCGAAGCUGGUGCCAAAGUGCUAAAGCUGUUGAAGAAAGCCUACGGUUACCCCGAUGCCGAUUAUCUCGAUCGCGUCACCGAGGAGCUGAAGAACGCCGGAAAAAGCGACUGCAUAAAGACUGUCAACCGGCUCUAUUCUGAGCUCUUCCUCUUCAUCAAUUCAUUUGAUCGCGGGAAUAUCACCGAGAACGUCAACAGACUGAAACAGAUUGAACAAGCGUGUGAACAACUAAAGGAGACGAUCCGGCAAAUCCCAGGAAUUGAUAGCGAAGAAGACGAACAGACUACGAAGAUCCGAUCACUCUACAAGCAGGAGCCCGGCGACAAAUUGAAUCAAAAAGUUCACUGUUCCUAUUGCAACAGCAUCGUGUUGCUGCAGAACUUGGCUGUUUGGGACCCUGUGUCCUUCGAAUUGCCGAUGGCUCAACAACGUAAGGAGCGUCAGGAACAAGAAGUGGACAAGGAGACAUUGGAAGGAUUUUGGGCGGUUAAGAAUAUGAUGGACUUUGAAAACGUCGGAUUUACUCAUGCAGUCGGCGGGUACAAAUACCUCACAUGUGCCGAAUGCGAAUAUGGACCGAUUGGAUUUAUACGUGGGAAACUACACGCAUUCGACCAACAUUUGAACAUGAUCCUCUCCAAUGUCGAAGAGACUGUCACGACGGUUGAGCUCGACGAAGAGUCUUUUGAGGAAAUCUACAGACAAACCAAGCGGACAUUGCCGAUGUUGUUUGUCCGCGGCGAUGCUGUGAUCCUCGUUUCCCCACCAAUGAAGGCGUCU
Messenger RNA from Mesorhabditis spiculigera, 960 nucleotides. NCBI's taxonomy places the organism in Eukaryota, Metazoa, Nematoda, Chromadorea, Rhabditida, Rhabditidae. The record is from the annotation of a GenBank genome assembly.